CAGCUUUCAUGCCAGUUCUGCCAUACCUUCCGAUGCCUGCAGAUGGUUCAGAUCCUCUGCCUUAUGAUAGCAGAGAAAGUAAAAGGACUGCCCGUCGGCACUCUUAUUCUAGUGGUGGCUAUGGUGGAUCAAGUGAGCUGCCCAUUUCCGACAGUUAUGGGGGUUAUGGCAGUUCGCAAGUGCAUGAUCGGGUUGGUGGUGGUGGAAGUGUUUGUGGUGUAUAUGGGAGUGGCUAUUCCUCAGGACGUACUAGUUCCUCUGGGUUAGUGGAAGUGUACAGUUGAAUGAGAAAUGCAUACGGCUUUGAAGGCGAGGUUCAGCUGCAACAAUGCGGGGCUUCCUUGAAAGGUUUGCUAAAGGUUUAAUUUAGUUAUAGUAGAAGGGCACUCAUGAGUUUCCAGAAAAGUAGGAAGAAACAUGAUUAAAUGCAUGAUAUAUGGCUCAUACAUGGUAAAGAUAGAUCAACUCAUUAUAUUACUGUGGCUACACAUUGUCUCUGCUGUCUGCACUGGUGGGGUCAAUACAUGUGACAUGCGAGUCCACGUAACUCUUGACCGCAACUAUGCUGCAUUUACAUGUAUACUGAAUUUCAGGUAUGAUAAUCCCUUUCUUUAAAAGGUUUGUUUUGUUCAUUUUCUUUUUCUUCUGUUCAUGAAGUUGAACAAUGAAGGAGAAAGUGGAAAUCACUAAACCGGGAAAGUAGUCUUCUGUUUUCAGGUGACCUUCUGCGUGGUUUGCCUUUACGUUGUCGGACUGUUCUGGUUAUUCUUCUCAAGGGUUUGUUAUGGUCAUCUCCAUUCCUGGUGGAAAGGAGCAUGGGAGAUCUUUGGAUUUUCAUGUAGGGUUCUCCAAUCAUCGCCAAGACUCAAAUCCAAAUUUCUCCUGGAUCCUUGGGGUGGCUUUUGAGUUUUUGUGGAUAGGGAAGUAGUAGGUAAUUUUAUUUAAUUGAAGAUGUUUCGUCUGAUGGAAGAAGAAAAUUGAUAACUAUGCUAGCAAGACUUGGUUCUUUCAUUCUUUUUGUUUGUGUGCGCAAAAAUAAAAUGGGAGGUUCUCCUGUCUUAUGGGCUGUUUGGAUUGCAGGUUAUGGAGGGGUGGGAUCAUGAAGGGUUAUGCUCCGACCCUUUCAUAAUCUGCAGUCUGAACAAGCUGUUAUGGGAAUCACUCCGGCUCUUUGCUA
Messenger RNA from Punica granatum (pomegranate), 1177 nucleotides. Lineage: Eukaryota; Viridiplantae; Streptophyta; Magnoliopsida; Myrtales; Lythraceae. The record is from RefSeq and is a predicted model, not a curated record.